Leptosia nina is the source of this 363-nucleotide messenger RNA. The record is from the annotation of a GenBank genome assembly. NCBI's taxonomy places the organism in Eukaryota, Metazoa, Arthropoda, Insecta, Lepidoptera, Pieridae.
AUGGCACGACUGCGAAUUGUGAAGGAAACGAUGACUAGAAUUGAGAGAGUCAUGUCGAAAGUAAAAAUCGAGGACAUAGCCAAGUCAAGGCAAAAUUGGGAUCGCGAACGUUUUGUCCUUAUCGAAGUUGUAUUUUCGCAUUUUGUUAACUUGGCUCGCUCCGGCCUCUGUCGAGACAGCAAUAUAACACUUAAUACAAUGAAAUGCAAAUACUUAUCUAAUAGUGGUAAUCAUCACUCGCGAAAUGGAUGUCAUAAGAACACCAGGGUCCAGCCCUUAAAAUUGACAUUGGUCGAAGUUCCGAACACCUACCCUCUAUCACAAGUCACACAACGAAUAAUUCUAAGUCAGAGCACCGUGUAG